CAGCCGAAGAGGGAAGUGGUUCUUGCCUUCUCGGUCUUGAGGUGCUUGGGAUUUGCGCCGUUUCCCUCAACUCCCCGGUCGCUAUGGCCGAAAUGGCGCAGAGUGUAGCUCAGAGCAAGAACGGCCAGGGUGAAGGGGAGGGGGGGUCCGGAGCUGCCGCCUUGCCCUGUAUUACAGGUUGUGUAUACCACAUGGUUCAAACAACUGCACUGGAUGGAAAAAAUCUUCUGAAAUUGCUUCCAGUUUCUAACCCUUUAGGAAAAAUUGUGCCCUUCGUUCAACCUCAAGUCAUACCUGAUAAUACAAAAGGAAAUGCUUCAAUAUCUUGUCAUGGUACUUUGAAGGAUUUGUCUAUUAAAACCCCUGAACAUAAACCCUCAGCUACAUCUGAAAAAUUGAUUCUGCCAAAGCGAUUGAGUCAAAUGGAAAAGAUGAAUAUAGCCUCUGCAGCAGAAGAGGACCCAAGUACACUGAAAAUUUCUAACAUUCAGGGUAAUUUUCAUUCAGCUGUUAGAUCAACUCUGAAAAAGGAUGCUACUUCUGUUUGUUCAGAUAACAGCAAUGCAGAAUAUGUACUUGUGAAUACAAAAAAUUUUCCUGUCACUGUGAAGUCUCCAGUACUGCCGUCUGGUCAUCAUCUUCAAAUACCAGCUGAUGCUGAAGUCAAAUCUGUUCCUGCUUCUUUCUUGCCACCAACAAUUCAACAGAAGAUACUGGCAGCAGCAACCUCUAAUGUUUCUGGGGCAUGUGAGGUUACAAACACACCAACUGUUAUUUAUGUGUCACCAGUAAAUACAGUGAAAAUGACAGCUUCAAACCCACUGCAAAAUAUAUGUCCAAAACCAGUUGCGGAGACAUCAUCAAAUCCUUUAGUACUGACAUUGCCACAAACAAGUGAUAGUUCUGCCCUAGAUGUAGCAACAUGCGAUAGUGAGAAAAAACAGGCAACUCCUAUGAAAUGGGUUGUCCAGGAAAGCCCAAAGUCAUCAGCAUCUUGCCUUGUUCCUGUAAAGUCAUCAAAUACCAUGGCAUCAAAGAUCUUAAAAACUUUGGUUGAUACAAAAAAUAUGGAAAGCAAUCCUACUAGUAUUCUUCCUGCCUGUUCCAGUAUGAGUGAAAGCCAAGCAAAAGUUACUUCCAUAAAAGAUAAUGCCCUGGUCAUGUACAAUGGGAAAGUGUUUUUACUGACUAGAAAAGAAUCCAGUGUUGUGUCAACAAACAAGUGUGGUGAACAAGCAUCACCUGGCACUGAAAUGCACUUCAGAAAACAAAAAUCUCAGUUAGUUAGUUCAGCUGCAGAUAGUACAAUAACCAAUCAAGUUGUCAAUCUAGUGUUGUCAAAAAGCAAAGGGAUUGCAUCUAAUGUGAAAGAUCCAAAAUCCAGUGAAAAUAUGAAACCUCAUGCACAACCUGAAGUGAAGAAAGUUUUAACAACUGCAUAUACUUUGCUUGUAUCACCUCAUCUGCAAAUAAACAAUACAAGCCAGCAUGAGGCAGUGUCUCCAUCAGGAAACCUAGCUGAAAUGAAUGUUGCUCAAAAGUCAAUUACAGAAGAAAAUACAAACCAUAGCAUUGUACAGAAAAUUCUUUCUCAAGGACCUCCUGCUUUAUUAUCAGCUACAGUGAAUGAUGCUUCCAAAGAAGAAGAUCAAAAGAUUGAGAAGAUCUCAUCAGGAAUGACUGUUCAGAUCAAGCAUAGGAAAGAGCAACACAGAAAGCAGUAUCAUGAGUUGAGAAAGAAAUUUGGUCUCUUUAAAGAAGAGAGAGUGUAUCUGAAGAAAAUUCCUGUAUCAGUUUCUCUUAAAAGAUCAGAAGCAACUGAGUGUUCCAGUAAUGUACAAAUGACUGAUUCAAGAAAUUUGCUGCAGGAAAUAACUAUUAAACCUGAACCUAAAGAAGAAGAAGAAAUGAUAAUUGGAGAACAGAGGGAAGAGAAUAUAAAGAGGAAGACAAUGAUAUCGCCAAUAUUAGUGAAUAGAAAGAAGAGGAAAACUGAAGUCGAAACUACAUUGAAUCCAGAGUUAGAAUGUACCAGCUCUUUUUCAGUAAUGGAUAACCAGACUAGCCCUUACAGACAAAUUGUAUCAGAGCAAGAACAUCACACAAACUCUGUGCAGUUCCCUCAGAGACUGGAUUCUGACACUAAUCCUUCUGUUCAAAAUGAAGAGAACAUUUUGACCCACACUUCAUCCUGCUGUGAAAAUGAAACAUUUCUUAGUGAAAGUUCUUUCAAAGACAUUUUUUCAUUCAGCCCUCCAGAUUUGGAGGAAACAAUAAAAGAUGAAAAAAUAAGAAGGCUUAAACGACUUCUGAGUGAAAAAGAGGCAGCAUUAGAGGAAAUUCGUAAACACAUGCAGCACACUUAACAGAUGUAAUAUUUAUUUCGCUUAAACCUCUGCUGCAACUGCUUUGCUUCAGUGACUUGCUAAAUAAAAAGGUAUUUGUUGACCUUUAUGUUUAAAAACCAACAACAAUCUAGUUUUCUGAUGUCUACAUGGUAUUAAUGGGUGUGUGUGCGUCCCUCCAUCUCAGUGCCCAGGAUUAUGCAAGUCUAAAAUCUUACUCAGAAGAUUAUAGCUUGCAGUAAUUUUAUUAUUUCAGUCUGUUUUCUCUACUAUAUACUUAUUUCAGUAUGCCCUUCCUUAUUUUGAUAUAUUUUAGUUUCUCCAAAAAUUUCCUUUUUGCUGAUAAUUGGGUUUCAGAACCAGCCCUUAGAAUGGAAAUUAAAUGAAUUUUUUCAGUUGCAGAUUUCCUAAAAAGUACACUUCUUGCCUUAAAGGUAUUGAAGAAAAUGGACUAGCCUAAACUUGAAUUAUUUACUUGGUUAGUAUUAAAGUGUUACUUGAAUUUUGUUUCAAAACUGAAAUAAAGGUAAUGCUAGUGAAA
Molecule: messenger RNA, 2886 nt
Organism: Varanus komodoensis (Komodo dragon)
Lineage: Eukaryota; Metazoa; Chordata; Lepidosauria; Squamata; Varanidae
Gene: LRIF1
Product: ligand dependent nuclear receptor interacting factor 1
Exons: 4
Coding region: 84-2366 (760 amino acids)
Biological process (GO): regulation of DNA-templated transcription
Molecular function (GO): nuclear retinoic acid receptor binding
Source: RefSeq, a predicted model, not a curated record